Lepus europaeus (European hare) is the source of this 2529-nucleotide messenger RNA. RefSeq names its product marker of proliferation Ki-67 (gene MKI67). NCBI's taxonomy places the organism in Eukaryota, Metazoa, Chordata, Mammalia, Lagomorpha, Leporidae. Bases 7 to 2529 code for a protein of 840 amino acids. The record is from RefSeq and is a predicted model, not a curated record. The transcript has 12 exons. Gene Ontology annotation, biological process: regulation of mitotic nuclear division; regulation of chromosome segregation. Gene Ontology annotation, cellular component: nucleus; chromosome. Gene Ontology annotation, molecular function: protein binding.
GCGGCCAUGGGGCCCGGCGCGCGCCUCGUCACGAUCCGGAGGAGCGGGGCGGACGGCGCCCACUUCCCGCUGAGCCUGCGCGCCUGCUCGUUCGGAAGGGGUAUUGAAUGUGACAUUCGUAUCCAGCUUCCUGUGGUGUCAAAACAACAUUGCAAAAUUGAAAUCAUUGAGCAGGAGGCAGUGUUGUAUAAUUUCAGUUCUACAAAUCCGACAAAAGUAAAUGGGUCUAUUAUUGAUGGGCCUGUACAACUAAAACAUGGAGAUCUAAUAACUAUUGUUGAUCGAUCUUUCAGAUAUGAAAAUGAAAGUCAUCAGAAUGGAAAUAAGUCACCUAAAUUUUCAGGAAAAAAUCAUGAACAGGAGCCAUCACGUUGUGUCUCAAGAUCUGGCAUCUCUUCUGAACCUGACUCGAGAGAUCAAGAUUCCAAACCCCAUUCAAAAAUCACUGAGGGCGAUGUUUCAGGAAGGCCUCUGGUGCGCGUCAAGAAUGCCACAGGAGACGGUUGUGCCUCGGAGGGCUCAGAAGACAGCAUUGCCCAGGAAAUGCCCCAUGUUCACUCCUCAGAGCAUCCUGGACAUCGCGACAGCAGUGCAGGAGCUUCCACUUCUGAGGAGUUUAAAGAAAGCUCCAGGGUAGCAGCAGUGAGCUGUGGUGGAGAACUGGAGCCUCUUCCCUCUACGCGGUGUCUUGACAGCAGCCGGAAAGAAGACUCUCCCUUUAAGAAGCUUUAUCAGUCCAUGAAGGAAGAGUUACGUGUAAACUCACAAACAGGAAACGCUCUGCAGUAUCAUAAAAAAUCAGGAUCACAGGUGGAUUUCAUGACAGACAAAGCAAGUUCUGAUGAUUUUCACAAAGAGAACCAGCAACUGGGCUCCGGGAAAUCCAGACUGAAAUGUGGUAGACGCUCGCUUGUGAAAACAGCUUCGCCUGCCCUGGGGAGCAGCCGAGAGCAGCAGCGUGGAGUAGACUCCGCCCAGUCUCAUGGAACGGCCAAGAGCCCCUGCACGCCUCUGUCUGAGAUGACUCAAGUGAAGACCCCAGUGCGAUGUUCCCAACAAAACUCACAAAAACGUAAGCAUGAAGACCCGUGUGCUAUUGAUGGAAGAGAACCUGAGAAUUUAGAUACGAGUGAAGGCUUCAAGGCCGAUGAUAAAACAGUCAGCCCCGGGAGGCUUUUAACUAGAAAGCGAACACCAAUAAAAGCCGAGGAGACCUCGCGCUCUGACAAAGCAGAAAAUCUGUCUUCCAGAAACAGACGUGUUCCUGCAAAUGUGCACAUUCUGCCCACAGACACAGAAAUCCAGAACCAGCCUGUAGCUCAGUGGCUCACUCCAGUUGAAAAGAAGAUUGAGAAGGGUUCUCCCCACAAGCCUGAACAACUGGGCCCUACAGCUGGACAGAUUUCCUCUGGGUUACCUGGUCUUAGUUCAGUUGAUAUCAACAACUUUGGUGAUUCCAUUAAUAAGAGUGAGGGAAUGUCUUUGAAAAGAAGGCGUGUGUCUUUCGGCGGGCGUCUGAGGCCUGAAUUAUUUGAUGAAAACUUGCCUCCAAAUACACCGCUCAAAAGAGGAGAAACACCGACGAGAAGGAAAUCUCUUGCAACUCAAACUCCAGCUGUCCUGAAGAAGAUCAUAAAGGAAAAUCCUCAACCAUCAGGAAAAGAGUCUUCAGAAAUCUCUUUGGAACUGACCACGCGAGGCAGUGGUUCUCCAGCUCCGAGUCCUCCAGUUGCGAAUGACCAAAGACGUAGGUCGUGCAGAGCAUCCUCUGCCUCUGGUGGCGGCAGAUCUCCCCAGCAGACAGGCUUUCCUAAGAAAGGAGGAAGGAAGAGUGGCAGCUUACCUUCAAAGAGAACGUCCAUCAGUCGAAGUCAACAUGAUAUUUUACAGAUGAUUUGUUCUAAAAGAAGGAGUGGUGCUUCAGAAGCCAAUUUAAUUGUUGCAAAAUCUUGGGCAGAUGUGGUAAAACUUGGUGCAAAACAAGCACAAACUAAAGUUGUAAAACAUGUCCCUCAAAGGCAGGUGAACAAAAGACCAAGAAGACCUAAUACUCCAAAGAAGACUGCAGAGAAUCUUCACAAUCAAUUCAGCACAGGCCAUGCCAAUUCUCCUUGUACCAUUGUCAUAGGGAGGGCUCAUGUUGAAAAAGUAAGUGCACCUGCUCGGCCCUACAGAAUGCUGAACAACUUUGUUUUCAACAACAGAAAAAUGGACUUUAAUGAGGAUCUUUCAGGGCUGACUGAAAUGUUCAAGACUCCGGUGAAGGAGAAACCAGAGAUAAACACCUGUCCCAUCACUCUUUCAAACUCAGAGAAUUUGCUUGGGAAAAAGUUGGAAGUAACUAUUUCUGGAGAAAAACCUCUGCCUCCCACAUUGGCGAAUUUUGGUUGGUUUCAUUUUUUCCCUAUCAGAACUAAUCAAAACCCCAAGAAGUGGGAAGAAGUGUUUGAAGACGCCGCCAGAGAAAGGGAACGUGAAAGAGAAGCUCUCAGCACUGGAAAAGCUGAAGCAAACAGAACCAGUAAGUGA